AUGGCAUUUACUCCUUCUGUCCUUCAACAGUCUUCAUCUUCGACGACGACGACGACGACGAGAGCAGCGAUUUGUGCAUCAUCAUCUUCAUCGAAAAAGUCUUCCAACCUUGCCGUGAGAAGAACAUCAAGAGGAAGAAAAGUAACAGCAACCGUGAUGGCAUCCUCAUCGAAUAAAGUUGAACCGGCUAUUAUUAUCGGCGGCGGCCGCGUUGGACAGGCGUUAUUCGAUAUGGGCGUUGAAGGGGACGUAAUCGUCAAAAGAGACGACGAGUUUCCUUCCUCGCCCAGUUCUGGCCCAAUUUUCGUGUGCACAAGGAACGAUGUUUUAGAGACUGUCAUCGAGAAAACGCCCGCUAAUCGACGCGAGGAUUUGAUCUUCAUGCAAAACGGAUACUUAGAUUCAUUCUUACAGUCCAAAGGGUUGGAAAAGAACACGCAAGCGCUUAUUUAUUUCGCAGUCGCCAAGUUCGGAGAGAAACCGACGGAUGGCGUGACGAGCGUCAAUCCGGAGGGAUUAACUGCCGUUACUGGUAAGUGGAGCGACCAGGUCGCCGCGAGAUUUCACAACGGUGAUUUAUCGUGUCACGUGAAAGAUGCAGCGAAAUAUCGAGCUUCGAUGCUUGAAAAGUUAAUCUGGAUUUCUGCGUUCAUGUUAGUCGGUGCCCAACAUCCCGGCGCUACCGUCGGCGACGUGGCUACCACGCACAAGAGCGAAGUCGAAGGACUCAUCAAGGAACUCGUCCAAGGUGUGGCGGAUAUUAACGACGUCACGUUCGAAGCGGGAACUUUGGAGCGAUUAUUAGCGUACGCGGACUCUGUUGCGCACUUCCCAACCGCGGUGAAAGAGUUUGAGUGGAGAAACGGCUUCUUCUACAAUUUGUCCACGCAGACGAUGCAACAGAGCAAAGACGACCCGUUCCCGAAGCACACGGCGAUGUUGAAGGCUAUCAAUGCAAUUUAA
Bathycoccus prasinos is the source of this 963-nucleotide messenger RNA. RefSeq lists its product with no specific name. The record is from RefSeq and is a predicted model, not a curated record. The transcript has a single exon. The coding region runs from base 1 to 963 and encodes 320 amino acids. Lineage: Eukaryota; Viridiplantae; Chlorophyta; Mamiellophyceae; Mamiellales; Bathycoccaceae.